AUGCCGUGUUCACUUCAAGCAAGGAUUUUUGCAUUCCUCUGUGCCAUGGCGUAUUUGGGCUCCAAAUCCACUACUACGGGAAUCCCAAUGGAUCUGUCUUGGGCUUACCAGGAGCCAUCGGUCCCCGAGAGAGCCGAAAUCGCCGACUUCGUGCAGGAAAUGCUGGUCGCCUUGACGAGUCUUCCCAAGAAGCCCCGCCGCACCCUCAUGGACACAACCGCCUCAUUCUAUCAGGUGGGACGCAAUGCAUCGGCCAUCCAUACACCCAUUGCAUGUCCACCAGCUUUAAACUGA
Mesocestoides corti is the source of this 294-nucleotide messenger RNA. The record is from the annotation of a GenBank genome assembly. Lineage: Eukaryota; Metazoa; Platyhelminthes; Cestoda; Cyclophyllidea; Mesocestoididae.